AUGGUAACUGGCUCUAACGGCCUUCUAAAAAAUAGACAUUCUUUUCCAGAGUCUUCGUGUGGCAAUUCUUGUCCUCUCCGUCUCAACAUCCGCCGUUUACAGUUGUUUCGGCGGUAGCUCCUGUUGCAGUGCUGCUGCUCCAUCUUGCUAUAAUCCUUGGUGGGUUUUUGGCUUUCACAAUGAUUUUUGAUACGAUUCUUUGCUCGGAAAAAUAUUUUUGCCCAGUUUUAUCAAAAAACAAAAAGUCUUUCCUCAAAAUUCGAAAACUUUUGACCAUAAUUUUGAAAGUAGGCCUUCUACGAUUAGCUUAUUAUGUGAAAAAAUUGAAAAAUUUUGGAAAUUGAUAAAUAAAAUUGCAAAACUGAAGGAAAGACGGGCAUUAGAAAGUCAACAGUCUCAGGAAUUUUAGAGUGGUCCCUAUAGGGGUUUAGAGUCUGACCUCUUAGCCUAAAAAGCUUAAGUGGUCCCUAUAAGGGUCGUUCAAUUUUAUUUAAAAAAAGGUAACUUUUCUAGCUUUUCGUAUGAAUAAGCUUCUCGACUAGCAUGUCCCCUAUAGGGAUCACUUCUGCAAACUUUGAUAUCCCUCAUAGGGGUUGGUAAAGUGGUCCCUAGAGAGGACCCUACAAGGGCCCCUAAGAUUCCCCUAUAGGGACCCCUUUGGAAUUCUUAAGGUUGGUAUAUAGAGCGCUCUUUCGAUCAGAAAUUUCAUGGCAUCUUUCAAAGUUGAUGAAAUUUUCAGUCCUCCUCCCCCAGUGUUCAACGCAGCUCCCGCAGGCUACGCAGUGGCUCCACCGCCAGCUUUCCUUCCUCCACCACCACCGCCGCCGUCGUACGCAGCGCCACCGCCAGCAGUCUUCGCCCCACCACCACCGCCACCGCCGCCUCCAGCUUUCUUGGCUCCGGCUCCAGCUCCAGCCUACGCCGCCGGACCACCACCGCCGCCUCCAGCCAUCCUCGCUCCAGCUCCAGCUCCUGCAUACAAUGGACCUCCUCCUCCGCCGCCGUCCUACCAGCCUGGACCUCCCCCAGCGGUUCUUGCUCCUGCUCCCAACUCCUAUCAACAGUUCCCAGGAUCCAAAAUCCGGCAUUAA
This is a messenger RNA of Caenorhabditis auriculariae, 1091 nucleotides long. NCBI's taxonomy places the organism in Eukaryota, Metazoa, Nematoda, Chromadorea, Rhabditida, Rhabditidae. The record is from the annotation of a GenBank genome assembly.